AUGCAAAAGCUUUCGAAAUAUGUUUGCCGCAAGGUCACCAUCGGCAAAGAAAAGCGUAACUCUCACAGGGUAAUCGGCACAACCGUAGGGCUCUCCAUAAUUCCUACCUCGACAAAAUGCAUCACGCACACAAAGAGCGGCCCCACCCGAACAGACCGCAAAGCGUAUAGCUUGCUCAGAGAUUACAUGGUGGAAAGAGAUCAUGAAAGUAGACACAAUGGCGCCCUUUACCACCGCAAUGAAAAUAUCGACUUUAUCGAGAGUAGUAGUCCAAGGAGGAGGGAAAUUUUACACCAGCCAAAAAAUGCCAUAGACAUUGUUCAUAUGGACCGGGAGAUAUUCACCUCAGUGAAAAUUGUCCUUUCCCUAAUUGAUAGUAUAAAUACUCGAGUGGUGCAAAAUGGAUUAGUGGCCAGUACACAAAGUGACACCCCUUCAAGCAAAGGGAUCCUGCAAAACCGAGCAAUCAUAAAUGAGAACGAGUACCUCUUCUGUGUAGAAAUGGGAGAAGAUAGCACAGCCGGAAGUGCACAUAUGGGGAGAAAUUCCUGUUCAGAGAAAUUUCCCCCUUGUGAUGAUGAAGAUCUAUCUCAUUUGAAAAGAGAAAUUCAAGGCGUCGAUUUUUUCGCCUUAUCUGCUCUAUUCCGCAUCUACCACAAAAUCGUCAGAAAAAAAUAUGACCCCCAUGAAGGUAACCUUUCCAGAGUACCUUUCCCAUUUAACAGGGUGGAAAAGUUCAUCCUUCAAACAUUAUGUUCUCACAUUGACAGUCUGCUUCAACGAAAGAACAACAAAAAAGGUGACAAACUGGACAACCAUCUAGAAGGAAGUCCAAGCAGCAAGGCUCCGUUCCGUGCAAUAUACUGGGAAAUAUUAAACAUUUUACAAACUCUCACACACAAUAAAGGAGAGUACAUAGGCGCCAUAAAUAGAGUGCUAUAUGCACAGUUUAAAUUUGUGGACAAACACAGGCAUCACUAUAACUAUGCCUUCGUGGUUGCUCUCCUUCCUGUAAUUAAUGAAGUACUCCUAUAUCAGUCAACUGGGUUAGGGUCUCUUCCAACAGUGGGAGGAGACUUCCGUCACCCUUCUUUCUUUACAACCAUAGGGGGGAACCCCCUUCACAUGCAGAAGGAGGCUGUUACGUGGGGAUACAUCGAGGAGAACUACCAAAAUGGAGAGGUGUAUGCGAAGGGCACCGGCUCCCCAAAGGGUGAUGAACAGAGUAAUAAUAUAGACACGACACACAACUGUGGAACGGAUCAACGUUCGGCGGAAGAAAAACAGAGCUGUGCAAAUAUUAUUUGUCCCCCCCCGAAGAGCGUCCAAAAAGAGUUUAUUAACCCCCCUGCGGAUGGCGCGAACUUCUCCUACUUGCAACAGUACAGUAUCACCGUGCUCAGCAUAAUGGCCAAAAAGAUAAAGUACAUGGAACAGAGGAAUCAUGUCCAUGACUUAGGGCUUAUACUCGAGGGUAUCAACACCGUGUUGCAUGUGAAUAGCAGCUUUGGGGGACAGCUCUCCAGCUUGAUAAAUCCAAGGGCAGAAUUCUUAAAGGAUGUCAUGUCGAAGGAUAAGGACCUCCCUACUGGAGUUAGCCAAAAGAUGUACCUCCUUCUCUUUCUCGACUUUAUAUGUAUCUUUUUAAAAAAUGUAAAAUUUGAUUCCAAGUCCAUCCAUAGCAUGACAAAAAAUGGGGAAUCCGUUGGGGACCACUUUCUUAAAAUUCUCUGCCUGUCCAGCAGCAUUAGGCAAAUACUAACUAGUGAGAAAAGGAGUAGUGACAAGGGGAAAAUUCCCUACAACCAUGACCCCUAUGAUGUGUGCACCAAUGAUGUGCCGCUCUAUGCAGACCAAGCCUCGAAACUAAUCAGUCGGGUAAAUAAAAACAUUGGUCUGCUGACCAGCGAGGUAAUUCUAAAUACCCUCAAGUAUUGUUCACCCGCCCGUUUGCAAAGGAGUCAUCAAGUCAACUCCUACAUGGCUUACCUACUCAAUGACGUCUACCUGCAGAGUAACAGCGAAGUGAAAAAAAUCAUUCUUUCGCAUUUCAUGAAGACGAAUGAACCGUCACAUUGGGGGAGUCAACCAGGUAAGAGGCAAAUAUAUUUGGAAUAUAUCACCCUCCACAAUUUUGUGAAAAUCUUCAAAGGGGACAUUAACCAAGCGGAAAGCAAGGACCCAGAAAGGGGAAGCGACAAAUGUGUUGAGAAGAUUUUUCCUUUUUUUCGAACCUUCCUGGAGAAUUGCAUAAAUAUGAAUGUUAUCGAAAAUGACGCCACAGAAGAUGUUUCGCGUGAACACCAGAUGAAGCAAAUCUUACAUGGGCUAAACAAAUUGUGCUACUUCUACGUGCUGUGUAAAAGGCACAUCACGAAUUCCAAUUUCGUGGCACUUGCAAAUUGUAACUUCUACUUUGCAUUUUCGAUAAUUAAUUUGCACAUUGAAAAAUGCCUGAACAGGUCAGAACUUUUUUUCCCCCAUUUUGUCAACAUGUGUGUAGAAAAGAUAUCCGUCAUUGUGGGCACACUGAAAUGUUUCGGCCUACCAGCGGAGGAAGACUUGGCCAACUGCCUCUCCAAAUUUAUCACGCUGACGCAUCUGUGCAUGAGUGAAGAGAACAAGAAGAGUCUCCUUUUUUAUGUGUUGCCCUAUGUGGAGGGCGGGAGAAAUGACGUUGGCAAGUUGAGAAGCCUUUUAGUGUGUACCGAAGUUCCUUCACUCGGUGCAGCAGAGGCGAAGGAUGAGUGUACGGCCGCUGGGGAAAGCACAAGUAUAUGUGAAGAUGCACAGCGGACAAGUAACGCUUACUGUGAAAAAAAAAAGUCUGAUGAGACCCACUCUGAAAAAAACCCAUCUGGUGACAACCUCCUACGCACCCAUCAAAACGUGCAGCACAUGGAAAAACGCAUCGCAGACGUAUUAGCCACAUUCGAGGAAAAAAAAAUUUUUCCCAUCGAUAGUAAGCAAAUGUAUGAACUGCUACAGGAACUGCGACACGAGCAUGUGAGGGGGGGCCUCCUACUUAGGAAGGAGAACCAGAUUUUGAGAAACAAAUUAAAUUAUAUCUUGCUCAAUUUUGACUCGUUCAUUAAGGCACAUAUUACCCAAGUAGUUGCAGAGCAGGAAUGGGUUUUUGCCCACCAUGAUGAGGGGGAAUUAGCUGAGAUGGGCAAAGGUGGCCAGCGUGUUGAACUCCCUCCUGCUGUUCAAAGGCCUAGAGAAGAUACCGCAGAGGGAGACAACUCCAUUGGGGAGGUAGUACUCGCAAAAGAUGUUCACGAGACACCUGCGGGAGAAGAUCAAACAGAUGAACAACCCAAACUAGGACUCUACUUCGACUAUGGACACGUCAGUGCCAAAAAUGAAUAUUUCCGACAGCUACAAAAGUACGAACGUGAAGAUUACCAAAAAAUUAACAACGUUCUUAUAAACACGUACCUUUGUAAUCCGUACGUAUGCUCCAAGAGCAAAGAGGUUGUUUUGUCCAGUGGUAAAUCUCCUAAGAAGAUAAUUAUUUUGCCACAGGACACGUAUCGAAAUAUACACAAGUUGGUCGUCGCUGGGAAGAGCGGCGAGGGGUUGAAACUGCUGAGGCGUGUCCACAAUUCGGUGAACCUAUUCUUUAUCCGGGUGAAGUUUUUUUUCAGCAGAUUAAGUUAA
Messenger RNA from Plasmodium fragile, 3663 nucleotides. RefSeq lists its product as uncharacterized. The record is from RefSeq and is a predicted model, not a curated record. NCBI's taxonomy places the organism in Eukaryota, Apicomplexa, Aconoidasida, Haemosporida, Plasmodiidae. Bases 1 to 3663 code for a protein of 1220 amino acids. The transcript has a single exon.